Bactrocera neohumeralis is the source of this 4716-nucleotide messenger RNA. RefSeq lists its product as uncharacterized. Bases 1 to 4716 code for a protein of 1571 amino acids. Gene Ontology annotation, molecular function: nucleic acid binding. Gene Ontology annotation, biological process: DNA integration. The transcript has 3 exons. NCBI's taxonomy places the organism in Eukaryota, Metazoa, Arthropoda, Insecta, Diptera, Tephritidae. The record is from RefSeq and is a predicted model, not a curated record.
AUGUUUAAGCGCCUUCAAUGCAUACGUGCUGAUGUGGACUCGGAGCGGUUCCAAAACAUGGACGAAUAUGCUUUAGCAGCAAUAGUUGAUUCAGUUAACAAACUGGAAUCUAACUUUUUGGCUGCACACACAAGUUUGGAAGAGCAUGACUUUGAAUCGAUUGGAAGUGAUUUACUUAUCCAAUUUGAUACGAAUUUGGUUCAGUUGAAAGCUACUUUACAACGUGAAAUUGGAAAGCGUAGCUCUUCUCAACAUUGCUCCACAUUCGAGAUGAACAGCAAUGAAUUCCAGCCUAUUAUAGUGAAUACUAAUCGUUCACGUUUGCCUCAAUUAACGUUGCCUAAAUUUAGUGGAUCCUAUAUAGAGUGGACAAAUUUCUAUUCGAUGUUCACAUCAGUCAUCGAUAAGGACAGCGACCUAAACGAUGUGGACAAAUUGCAACAUUUGCGUUCCUGUUUGAGUGGUGCUGCUCUUGACACCAUACGAUCGUUGGAAAUAAAUGAGGCUAAUUAUAAAAUCGCAUUAGAUCUUCUCAUUAAACGAUUUGAUAAUAAACGUCUUAUUUUUCAGGCACAUAUCAGGGAGAUUUUCGGGAUGGACAAAGCAGAUGGUAACGUCGGCAAGCUGAGAGCGUUGACUGACAAGGUCAAUUCGCAUAUAUGUGCGUUGCAGUCACUUGGUUCAAAAGAGCAAAUAGCGGAUUGCAUAGUGGUACAAUUCUUAACACAAAAGUUGGACAAAGUAACUCAAGCAAAAUGGGAAGAAACUAAUGGUCACGAAUUACCAUUAAUACCAAACUCUGUCCAAGCUAAUGCCAUGACUGCAACGCUGCCCACGCUGCCUGACAUCUCUGCUUCCCGAUCUCCAUCUGAUGUUGUGCUCUUAGCUACUGCAAUCGUUUUAGUAAAGAAUCGUGCCGGAACUUUCGUUCCUUGUCGUUCACUUUUGGACUCUGGCUCACAGAUUCACUUCGUCACAAGUCGCUUCGCAAACCAACUUCAACUGCAUAAAUCUAAAUCUUUCGCUUCGGUUUCUGGAAUUGGAGAUGCAAAUUUUCCUACAGAUGGAUACUCAGUCAAUCUCGUACUAAAGUCGCGGACUUCAGAUUACUCAACAAACAUUACUGCUCUUGUCGCUCAAACGAUCACUGAUAAUCAACCUGGAACUUCAGUCAUGACCGAUGAUUGGAAUGUUCCUUCGAAUAUUCAACUAGCUGAUCCUGCUUUCAAUAUACCACAGCGCAUUGAUAUGCUCAUCGGAGCAGAACUUUUCUUCGAACUCAUUUGUGUAGGGCAGAUAAAGUUGGCACCUGGGUUGCCCAUUCUUCAAAAAACUCGACUGGGAUGGGUUUUAUCUGGAGAUAUCCAGUUAGACAAAUUAGUUCGCCGCUUUUGGGAAAUCGAACAUGUUCAUGAACCAAUCACCAAAACUUCUAAAGAAGACCUCGAGUGUGAGGAACAUUUCAAAAAUAAUUGCUCACGUCUAUCAUCGGGCGAGUAUUCGGUUAGCUUACCCAUUAAGCGCAGCUUAGACUCACUUGGAGAUUCAUAUUUAACUGCUAGACGCAGAUUCGAGAAUAUUGAACGCAAACUUAGUAGAAAUCCUAAUUUAAAGGCGAAAUAUAGCUCAUUCAUGAAGGAAUAUGAGCACCUUGGGCAUAUGUCAUUAGUCUCUGAAAGAAUGAUUUCCAAGUGCAGGUACUUUCUACCUCAUCAUUGCGUUAUUAAGGAUGAUAGUACGUCAACGAAGUUGCGAGUUGUUUUUGACGGUUCUGCGGCCACAACUUCAGGGUUAUCACUAAAUGACAUACUCAUGACUGGACCUACCAUUCAACCUAAACUUUUCAACAUUCUUGUUCGUUUUCGUACCUUUCCAAUUGCACUCACUGGGGACAUUUGCAAAAUGUAUCGAUGUGUUCGCGUAACACCUCCAGAUAAUAUGCUUCAGUGCAUACUUUGGCGAGAUUCUCCAGAAGAAAAAUUACGUAUAUACAAGUUAAGCACUGUCACAUACGGCACCAAGCCUGCUGCGUUCUUGGCUAUACGUACUAUGCAUCAGCUAGCAUUAGAUGAAUCCUCAUCUUAUCCGCUUGGUUCAGAAAUCGUUCUUCGAGAUUUCUAUGUAGAUGAUCUUAUCUCCGGAGGAAGUUCAAUAGAGGAAGUACAAAAAAUCAGGCAACAAACUACAAACCUACUUUCUAAAGGUCAUUUUCAGUUAAGAAAGUGGUGCUCUAACAACUCAGAUGUUCUCAGCGAAAUUCCUGUCGCUGAUAGAGAAAGUUUCCUUAGUUUCGAUGAAUCCAGCGAUAUUGUCAAAACUCUCGGACUUGUUUGGAAUCCAUCGAAGGACGUCUUUUUGUUCAAAUACAAGCCUCAGCAAACAUUGGAAAAAUGUUCCAAGCGUUCCGUAUUGUCUACCAUAGCACGUUUCUACGACCCAUUAGGUCUGAUUGGUCCCACACUUACUAGAGCUAAAAUUCUGUUGCAAAGGAUGUGGAGAGACAAGCUCGAUUGGGAUGAAAGUUUACCACUUUCCAUAUGCACAGCAUGGUUAGCAUUUUGUAACGAUUUUGUUGAUCUUCAACACACAUCAUUUCCGCGCUAUGUUCUUCAGCCUGGCGCUACUGUUCAAAUACAUGCAUUUUGUGAUGCCAGUCUGGAAGCAUACGGCGCUUGUGUUUACGUUCGCUCAGUAAAGGAUGACGGCAUUAAAGUUCACUUGUUGUGCUCCAAGGCUCGUGUCGCCCCUCUGAAAACGUUGACAGUUCCCAAAUUAGAGCUUUGUGCGGCCGCCUUACUGGCGCAAUUAUUAUCUGAAUUAAGAAAAAUGAAUAUAUUUGAUUGUUCUUAUUACUGCUGGUCGGAUUCAUCAGUGGUUCUUUCAUGGCUACGAGAGGAACCUUCAAAGUUCAACGUAUUUGUUGCCAAUCGAAUUUGCGCUAUACAGCAACUAACUGAAGGCAUGCAGUGGCGUUACGUGCCCACCUCCAUGAAUCCAGCUGACAUCCUAUCAAAGGGCGCUACACCAAAGGAGCUCCUAAGGUCAAGACUUUGGACGUAUGGUCCACAAUUUUUGGAAAACGUUGAAUCUUCGUGGCCACAACCAUGCGCUCUUCAUAUAUCUCUACCAGAAACUCGUCAAAAGGUUUUGCACGUCUCAUCUGAUAGACCCGACAUAACUUUUUCGUUCAAAUAUAUCAACUCGUUCGGAACAAUGCAGCGUAUUUUUGGAUACAUAUACAAAUUUAUAAAAUCGAAAAGAUCACAGCUCACAACUACAGAUAUCCAUCGUGGGACUCAAUUGCUCAUACGCCUAGUCCAAAGAGCGCAGUUGUGGUCAGAAAUCGUCGCCCUGAAGAAGAACAACUUUGUACACACAAGUAAAAUCGCUUCGUUAUCGCCAUUUUUGGAUGAUUUUGGAAUUAUACGAGUUGGAGGUCGUUUAAAGAACUCAACAUUAGACUUUGAGGCACGUCAUCCAAUGAUUCUACCAAAGAAUCAUCCAUUAACGUCGUCAAUAAUCACUCAUUUUCAUCGAAAGUAUCACCACGCAGGACCUCAGUCUCUACUUGCAUCCAUUCGUAUGCAAUUUUGGCCUAUAGGUGGAAGAAAAACUAUUGCGAGUGUUCUACGAAAAUGUAUUAUUUGUUGCAGAUCAAAACCACGCCUUGUUGAGCACAUCAUGGCUGACUUGCCUAAGGAACGCAUCCACGCAUCGCGCCCCUUUAUCGUUACGGGCAUAGACUACUGUGGACCAUUUUAUUUCAAACCCGAAACGCGUAAGAAAGCACCUCAAAAAUGCUAUGUUAGCGUAUUCAUUUGCUUCGCCACAAAAGCCGUGUGGAUGGAACUGGUGAAAGAUCUUUCAACAGGCUCUUUUCUUUAUGCACUUAAGCGCUUUAUAUCUACUCGUGGCAUACCAAGUUGCAUUUGGUCAGACAAUGCUACAAAUUUUGUUGGCGCCAAGAACGAGCUGAAGGAUUUACGAGAGCUAUUUCUUAGUGAAAAUCAUCGCAAUCAAGUUCACGCUUACUGCCUCAAUAAUGGGAUAGAUUGGCGUUUUAUACCUCCUCGAUCACCACAUUUUGGUGGCCUGUGGGAGGCAGCAGUAAAAAUGGCAAAAAGGCAUUUUUAUCGGUCCGUUGGUUCGUCACUUCUCGGUUUUGAAGAAUUACGUACCUUAGUAUGUCAAAUAUCAGCAGUAAUUAAUUCAAGACCUCUUGUGCCACUUUCAGAAAAUCCAGAAGAUCUUAAUGUACUGACGCCCGGACAUUUUCUUGUUGGUGGUCCUCUUAUCGCUAUUCCUGAGCCGAACCUCGCGCAUCUAAACUGCAAUCGUUUAGAUCGCUGGCAGCAGGUUACCUACAUCCAACAGAUAUUUUGGAAGCGAUGGAGUGAAGAAUAUCUUACUAUUCUACAACAACGAGCGAAGUGGCGUAAACCACACCCAAACAUUGAAGUCAAUGACAUCGUAUGCAUCAAAGACGAAAAUUCAGCUCCUCUCAAAUGGCCGUUAGCUCGUGUUACAGAAGUUGUCACUGGGACAGACGGGGUCGCAAGAGUAGCCGUUCUUCGUACGUCUACCGGCAUGACGCGUCGAGCUAUCAACAAACUGUGCGUUUUACCUGUCAAUGAUUCUUUUGAAAGUCAGACCUUUCAACGGGUGGAGGAUGUUCGGAGCAGCUCCUUUCACAAUGGAACUACCAAUAAUGAGUAG